CGCUGAGUCCGCUCUUUCGUCUUGAUCACUGCCGCAAUGUCCGCCGUCUUGGAAGGCGAGCUACGACGGCGAAGGCUAUCUGGUUCAAAGGGCGAAAAUGCUUCGGUCAAGAUUCAAGAUGCAAAAACGUCGAAGGCAAAGGAAGAGGUAGUCUGGGGGAAAACACCAAGUGGUGAAGUUUUUAGAGUGCCAACGACCCAUGAUGUCUUAACACUUUUUCAUCCUCGUUAUCCAAAAUCACAUCUUGACAUUCUGAGUCUUACACUCCUUGGUCUGCAAAUCGUAGCGUUUUUCGUGCUGCCGCGACCUGUAGCAAAGCGUUUCUUUCUUGCGUAUUUCGCUUUUUGGCGUACAGCCUAUGAUGCAGGACUGGGUUGGGUCCUUACGAAGCAGAGCAAGAAGAGGUGGAUUGUUCGGGAAAUGCAAAAACUCGGGUGGCUCGAUGAGAACCGUAAACCGGGAAUUAGAAACUGGAUUCGCAAACAGCUCGCUGGCAAGAUGGGAAAAGACUAUUCUUUCGAUGAACUACCCUUAGAAUAUAAUACGUGGUUGCUGUUUAGACAACUCGUCGACAUUAUUCUUCUUAAUGACUUCGUUUCUUAUUGUCUAUUCGCGUUCUGCUGCUUUCGUGUUCCGGAGGGUCUUCCUGUGCCAGUUCAUGUUUUCCGAUGGCUUGGCGGCCUCAUACUCAUCACGUUCAAUCUGUGGGUGAAGACAGAAGCACACCAUGUCGUUAAAGACUACGGCUGGUAUUGGGGAGAUUGCUUCUUCCAACGUGGUGCACUUGUCUUUGACGGCGUCUUCGAACUUGCACCCCAUCCGAUGUAUUCUGUUGGAUAUGCUGGGUACUACGGGCUAUCCCUCAUCGUUGGAAGUUAUCCUGUGCUCUUUGUCAGUAUUGCUGCCCAUGCAGCGCAAUUCGGUUUUCUUGUCUCUUUUGAAAAUCCCCAUAUCGAACGUACCUACGGCCAAAAGAAACUCCUUGCUUCUCGUAUUCCUCCUGUAUGCGAGAGCAGUUUAUCUCGGAAGUCGACAAGACCGUCUACACCUGUUCACAACAGGAGUGUCUCUAUUGCUACAGAUAACUCGACACCCUCCGUCACCGAGGGCGAGUCUGCUACGGAAACAGAUCUGGAGACAGAGACAGAGCUGGAUAUCGUUGAGCUUAGGACACCUCGCAUAGGAUCAUCCACAUCUCUUCCCAGCAUUUCCACAUCUCGGUCAUCUCGAUCACCUAUGACACGCAUAUUAUCACAGCACGACUUGUUAAACAGGUACUUCCGGAAGGACGUAAUCUUAUUGCAUAACUUCGACCCACUUCGGGCAUCGGACUUCAUGCUUGGCCUCGUCGUGUUUUACGCUAUCGUUAUGAUCUUCUUGCCGCCCCUUUCCGCACAAGGCCAGAUUGCUCUGCACUUCACCCAUGCAUUGCUCUGGCGUGUAUAUCACACCUUCGUCCUGGGUUCACUCCUAAAGGCGCAGAGUAACUCGAAAUUCCUUGUCCGACACUACCUAAAACACUAUUACUACCCGGAUAGUAUGCUUGCAAGUGGCGAGGGCGCCGUACAAGAAGCCUUUACGAACUGGAAAUCGAUUUAUAAUAUGAGCAUGCUGAUGACGUACAGCUCGUUUUUCGGUUUCGCUUGGAAAACUUACCAAUUCCCUCAAGGAUGGAUCGUCGGUGAUCAGCUCUUGCGUCAUACCCUUGGUAUUUUCCUCAUAUUGUUGCACGUAUGGGCAGCGAGGGAAUCAUAUGAAGUCCUUGGUGUCUUUGGCUGGUUCUUCGGCGACUUCUUUAUCGACAAUUUCCCAACAACUCUUGAAUAUACAGGCAUCUUCCGUUUCCUGAAUAACCCGGAAAUUCUGAGCGGAUCGACAUUUUUCGGACUUGCUCUAAUAACAGGAAGCAAAUCAGUGUUGACACUCGCGAUUUUCACGAACCUGUCAUAUUGGUGGUUCCUGAGGACUGUGGAGAACCCGCAUAUGAAGAAGCUUUACGGUGACGCACUCCGUAAGGACGCAGGGCUUACGAAGGUUAUAAAGAAAGUCGCGACAAAGAAUGCGCGUAUUCUUGAAUCACGGGCCGGGAAGCAUGUUCCUCAGCUCGGCAAGGUCGCCAAAGAAGUUAAAGGGUCGUUUGACAAAGUGUUCAAGGAAACCGAAGAGGUAGUGGAGGAAUUCUUGAACAAGUCAAAACCGAAACUCUCGGAAGUCCUACAAGACACGAAGGUGUUGCUUCAGCAAUCCAGGGAAAAACUCGUCAUUACUCGGAUUGCAAGCGAUAUUUCUUCAUUCGACACUACUCAAUACAGUAUUUCCGUCGUUACAAAUGGAUCGCAUAUGUCGGGUGGAAAGUAUCGUUUCCAUCUCGGUGAACCAAUUAUUGUCGACUGGCGAGCGCCUCCGACUCAUUCACGGAAGGACUGGAUUGGGUUGUACCGGCUCGGAGCCAACAAAUCUAGCUUAGUAACAACGACUUCGUCUUUAGGUAUGUGGGUGCCUGUUCACGACGAUGAGUGGGAGGGCGAUAUAUACCUCGGACCGGAAGACAAAGUUCACUCAGGAACAGAGCCGGAAACUGGGAAAGUGAUAUUCAAGGGCGAAACUCUUCCAUGGCAUGUCGGCACGUAUGAGGUGAGAUAUCAUCACGACGGGAUGUAUAACGUUAUGAGCUUGGAUGGACCGAUUGAGAUAUAUGUCGACCCUCCUGCAUCACUCGACUUCCAAUCCAUCCGAUGGUACCUUAUGCACAUUGUAACCCUGUGCCUCGACGCCGACCCGUCACUCGUUCCUCUUUCCUCAAAGCCUCCUGGCUCACCACCCGCGUCACCCGAAGACCACCGUGAUCCAGAUGAUUUCCGCUUCUGGUCAGAAAAACAGGCGGCAAGGAUCGCUAAGUCCAUCCAAGCUGCGUUCGGCGUGGAAUAUGAUCCGGAGGUCAUCCUUGCCGAGGCGAAUGUCAGUGCGUUGACAAAUAGGAUUUUGGUGUCGAAGCAGUUGCUCGAUGCGUAGAGCUCGCUAUUUCAUGGCAUUAUAAAAGUUUACGUUGAUGGUUGUUACCAUUUCAUGACCUUUCAUUAUUUCUACAUAGACGAACGAUUGACCCAGCAAUGACACCCUGCUAUAGUUCUUUUUUUCUUAGGUAGAUACGGAUUUCAUACUAAGAAUCAAGCGGAUUUUAAC
Fomitiporia mediterranea MF3/22 is the source of this 3183-nucleotide messenger RNA. RefSeq names its product phosphatidylethanolamine N-methyltransferase. Lineage: Eukaryota; Fungi; Basidiomycota; Agaricomycetes; Hymenochaetales; Hymenochaetaceae. The coding region runs from base 37 to 3012 and encodes 991 amino acids. The transcript is spliced from 16 exons. The record is from RefSeq and is a predicted model, not a curated record. Gene Ontology annotation, molecular function: phosphatidylethanolamine N-methyltransferase activity. Gene Ontology annotation, biological process: phosphatidylcholine biosynthetic process.